Molecule: messenger RNA, 780 nt
Organism: Cutaneotrichosporon cavernicola
Lineage: Eukaryota; Fungi; Basidiomycota; Tremellomycetes; Trichosporonales; Trichosporonaceae
Exons: 7
Coding region: 1-780 (259 amino acids)
Cellular component (GO): cytoplasm
Molecular function (GO): 5'-deoxynucleotidase activity
Source: RefSeq, a predicted model, not a curated record
AUGACCACCAAGGUCUCUGAAGACGCCUCCAAGCCCGAGCCCAAAGUCCUUGGGGCUGGUGGCAAGGUGCUCGAUGAGCUGUACAAAUCGACAGGGAACGAGGCGGUCGACACCCUCGCCUUCCUCCACAUGCUUGAGAAGCUCAAGGUUGAGUGUGGCCGUAGCGUAUCUGACACCAGCUCGAGAAACGUGCUGGCUGGGUUCGGGAAGGGCAUCUCGGACCACAUGUGUCGCAUGGCGCUUAUGGCGAUGAUGAUCCCGUCGACUGCCGAGCGGCCACUCGAUAUUCCACGUUGUGUCAUGAUGGCUCUGGUGCACGACCUCGCUGAGGCCUAUGUCGGCGACUUUACGCCUCUCGAGAAGGUACCAGGUCACGUCAAGGCUGAUCUCGAGGCCAAGGCGAUGGACUCGUUCCUGAACGAGAUGUUGGGCGGCGAGGGAAACGCAGAGGCGCGCGUACGCUUCCGCUCACUCUGGGAGGAGUACGAGGCGCGCGAGACGCCAGAGUCCAAGCUCGUCAAGGACCUCGACCGCCUUGAGCUGGUCCUCCAGGGCGUCGAGUACGAGCGAUCACAGGGCAUCGACACACUGCACCCGUUCUUCCGCAGCGCCAUUACACACCUCGAGCAUCCCAGUGUGCGCAAGUGGGGCGAAGCGGUAAUGAGCGAGCGCAAAGCGCUAUGGGAGGAACAGGGGCGGGGAGAUGAGGAGCAACGCGAGCUGAAGGACGCGCGGGUUGGCGCAACCACCGACGCCAAGAACGCUCUCAAGCGCGAGUGA